AUGUUCAGCUAUUUCUUGACGUAUGAUCAAUAUUUUCUAGUUCUGAUCAUCGCAUGUGAGCGUUUGUCGAGCACUCUUGAUUGUACGAGCAGACUCCGAUGCGUACGAAAAAUAACCAUCUCUUUAAUCCUCUCGACAUAUUUGAUGUGCACGAUAGAUGAGACGUUGUGUAUGUUAGGCAUUCCUCAGCCAUCUCCUCACAACAUAUGUCAUUUGAUCUUUGCACCUCUUCUCCUCGUUCAUAACGAGAGACAAUCUUAUGUUCCAAGCUGGACAUCGAAAUCAGAGGAACAUCUUGUUCGUUCUCUAAAAAUUCCAAACGAUCCGUCACGAGGAAAAAUCCAUCCCAACGCUGCUGAACUGUUUCGAACUGCAUUCAGUGCUGUGAAAGCCUGA
Caenorhabditis briggsae is the source of this 396-nucleotide messenger RNA. The transcript is spliced from 3 exons. The record is from RefSeq and is a predicted model, not a curated record. NCBI's taxonomy places the organism in Eukaryota, Metazoa, Nematoda, Chromadorea, Rhabditida, Rhabditidae. Bases 1 to 396 code for a protein of 131 amino acids.